AUGGACAAGAAAUACGAUUCCUGCAGCUACAAGGCGCGUCGUACGUUUCUCGGCGGGGAGUUUGAAGUUCGAGUGUUCGAAGUGGACGACGCUGGUGUUGCCGCGGUUGUCUUUCAGAUCUCGCAGGAUCAUGGCCCACCGCUCAAGUUUUCGCGAGUGUUUACACGAGCUGAGCUGGACAAGGCCGGUAUUACAAGAACCUUGGACGGUCAUGUUUUGCUUGUGGACUCCCUCGAGCUGGUCGAAGACGCGUAUUUUACCGGCAACGACGCGGUUACUGCCGGACAGAACAUGUUGGCAGCAUACCAGCUGUCAUCCACGCUUCCUGGUAUCAGCAUUCCGCCGCCGAUCGUGUCACACGAGGCAGCUCUGUCCUACUUUUCUCGAGCUCCAGUGGGGCUCAGUACGUGGAAUAACAGCCGAGUACCGGAGGAGGAGAAUCUGUUGGCGAAUUUGGUAGUGAAGGGGCUGACGGAGUUAUGUCGCGAGAAGCCACCGGGACUAGAAGCAGUCAAGUGGCUCGGUAACUGGUUUCUUGAUCACAACCCAGCACAACCGAAGGUGGAAGUGGAUGACUGA
Molecule: messenger RNA, 579 nt
Organism: Phytophthora infestans T30-4
Lineage: Eukaryota; Oomycota; Peronosporomycetes; Peronosporales; Peronosporaceae
Exons: 1
Coding region: 1-579 (192 amino acids)
Source: RefSeq, a predicted model, not a curated record